Molecule: messenger RNA, 4631 nt
Organism: Dicentrarchus labrax (European seabass)
Lineage: Eukaryota; Metazoa; Chordata; Actinopteri; Moronidae
Gene: fgf5
Product: fibroblast growth factor 5
Exons: 3
Coding region: 1171-1857 (228 amino acids)
Biological process (GO): regulation of cell migration; positive regulation of cell population proliferation; cell differentiation
Cellular component (GO): cytoplasm
Molecular function (GO): fibroblast growth factor receptor binding; growth factor activity
Source: RefSeq, a predicted model, not a curated record
CUUGAUCCAUAAUAAUUUUUUAUAGCCUAUUUUAUGAGCAAAAUAUCUUCUUUCUCCCUCCACUCAGCUGUUGUGGGAGAACUUCUACACUUUUUAAUUUUUUUAGACACUUUCUGUAAUUGUGUGUGUAAAUGUGUGUUUGUUCGGCAUCAUAACUGAGCCAGAGUUGAUACUUCAUACAUAGCACGAUAAUGUUGAGUGUUAAACUGUUGAUAGACAUGAAUGGAUAUCUUUGUGUUACUGGUAUAGGUGAAAUUCUUAUCUGGGGCUUCAGUGUUUUGCUCAAGGACACUGUCACAGGUCACAUGGCUGUUACUGGGACACCCACAGCAAAAACUGCAAUCCUGAGUAGUUAAUAUUUACAUGGUUUAGGAUGACGUAAGUCAUCAGGUAGCAAAAAAAAAGAAAAUUGUGUCUUUCAGUGAAUGCAUUGUGUAUUUUUCUAUUGUCAGUUUUUCCAAGAAUCCACAAUGUGAUCAUUAGUGUCUACCCUGUCACUGUACACUGCUCAGAAUACAUUAGGCAGCUUGACAGACGCGUCUCCUGUAAGCAUGUGGACGUAUCAGAUGAUAAGGUGGACUAAAGCCUAUAAAUACGGCUGCCUGAGUCUCCCGGUGAGCCAGUGUUAAAACUCUGCUGCACCACCUGAUGAUCUCUGCUGUCUGAUCCCCCACGUCUUCCCUCUUGCGUUUAACGUUCAUCAUUUCGGUUUAAGUCCUCUUAUAUGGAAAGAAACGCCACCAGAAGAGUCAUCUUUUUAAGUCUUUUCGUGUAUGAAUCAACCGCGUCCUCGAUCUAUUAAAACGAUGUCCCCCUGUGCGUAAAAUGCCGCGCUUAGUGCGUCCUGGCGCGGACGAUUCCUUGGAAAAUGUGCGGUGUCAGCCGCGUUUCCCUCACGCCCCGCUGCUGUGGGUCGGUGCUGAGCAGGAGUGGCAUCUCGGCGACAAAAUCUGGAUGAAAGAGCGUCCUUUAGAGCUCAGGCAUGCAUCGAGUAGUGAGAUCAUUGGCGUUAUAAAUAUCCCCGUGUCAGCAGAACAACUCCAGCUACUGCAGCCGGGGUAAUGCCCAGGAGCGCUGCACGGGUAUGUGCGCACGGUUUCUGGCGCCCAGACCUCAGGAGUGACACCAAAAUGCUAGAAGUGGCCUAGCGAGUGUCUCCUUUUUGGAAGAAUGAAUGUUCCUCUUUACCUUCUGACCGUCGCUCACUUGAUCUGCGCCGCCGCCGGAGCACAGUACGUCUCUUUGGAGCGCCAACUUCUGGAGGAGGAGAUCAGUUCGGGACGCAGGACUUGCAGGCUCUACUGUAGGGUUGGCAUCGGCUUCCACCUCCAGAUUCAUCCCGACGGCAGAGUGAACGGCAGCCAUGAGCCCAACCAGCUGAGUGUCUUGGAGCUCUUUGCGGUUUCUCAGGGGGUCAUCGGCAUCAAAGGGGUCUACAGUAACAGAUUCUUGGCCAUGAAUAAAAGAGGGCGGCUCCACGCCACUGAAUGGUUCACAGACGACUGUAAAUUCAGGGAACGUUUCCAGGAGAACAGCUACAACACUUACGCCUCAGUAAUCCACAGGAACCACAGGACUGGUCGCGAGUGGUUUGUGGCCCUCAAUAAGAGAGGGAAGGCUAAAAUGGGCUCCAGCCCGCGGGUCAAAUCCCAGCAUGUCUCCACCCACUUUUUGCCCAGGGUCAGCCUGCAUGACAAGAGUGAGCGAGGCUUCACCAUCACAGACAAGAGCAAAGAGAGGAGGAAAGCCCCGCCGCCACUACCGCCAAAACCUCCUCUGGCGAAGGCUAACGUCCAUGCAGGAACAGCACCAAGACGUACGCAGGUCAAGUACUGGCCCAAAUACCGGUUUGGAUAGAUGUCAUAGGGUUUGGCUCUAUCUAGGGGAUACAAGGUUCAAAGACGUUGGACAUAUAGGUAAUGGACGUGCUCAAACUGACAAUGGUCAUUUAUGACAUUCAAAGCAUUCCGGGUAUCUAUGAAGUGUGUGAAAAACCUCAAAGGGCUGCCAGGUACAACGAUUGAGCUUUUCUAUAUUGAAGUUAUGAUCAUGGUUGGGAGCUGUCUUUCCACUUGGGUUGAUUGUCCUGUUUUAUGUUAUAAUUUUUGUACAUGGUGAACUGGGCAGUGACCCAGCUUGAAAAUAAUGUCUUUUAAAAUCAGAUGUUGUUAAAGCUGAAAUAACCAUAACUUUCUGCAUAUUCUUGAAUUCUACAUCAAAGAUGGAAAAAAAAUUGUUUUAUCUAGCUAGCUGAAUGAAAAUGUCCUCAGCUGACCAUGUAAUGUCCUCCAUCACUUGUUAGUUGGCAAGGGACUGUACAAGAAUUAUGGGUAAGUGCGGAUCAGAAAAGGAGAAGGGUUAUGUGUUUUUCUUUUUGCUUAAAAGAGGGUUGUCUGAAUUUGUUUUUAUAAAGAGAUGAAAAUAAUAUUAUCGAAGACAAACAAUCAUGUCUUUAUAUCAGGGCUUUAUUUUACUCGUCAUAAUAAACUAGUAGAGAAACAGAAUAAGAGUGCAUUUUUAUGAUUAUUACAGAUUGAGCAUAGUCAUUAUGUACUUGCCACCUUCAUGUUACAGCAGAUGUGAGUAGAGAUAUUGGGGGAGGGGAGGCUUUGCUAAUUUUUCUAACUCAAAGGGAGAAUUCAAAACAGGUAUUAAUAUAGCUAGGGAAGCUUUGCAUUUAAAAAAAGCUCAAUAUUUUUUGUACAGUCUCUAAAGUGAUGAAAUUAUGAACCAAAGUAGAAUGGGAUGACAUAGAUUUUGUGUUUAGUUGAAUUAUGUUGUGCAUGAAGGCUCUGGUUUAAAUUGACUUAAACCUGGCUUUGAAAGUGCUUCAAACAUGUCUCCUGCCUAAACAAACACACCGACCAACUGCCCCCUUUCCUAACACCAGAUUUGUGAAAAUCAACAUGAAAACGAGGACUGGUUCUCUGGAGACUUCCCCCUUCCUCCUGGACAGCUGUGAAGGAUCAGGGAGAAAACUGUCCAUCAAAACUAUCAUUUUAGCAACCGGCUGUCUCCCUGAAAAAAUCCAGAGUCAUGACCUCAAGGCAUUCCACCCAGGAGGAGCGCACGGCCGUCACCACAGGGAUAAAGAUGCCGAGAAAGAGCGGUCACUUGUUUUGGUGAAGGUUCAAACUUUAGGUGUAUCAGAUGGCAAACAGCCGUGGAAUGGUCAUGCAGGAACAUACAGACAUCUCUGGGGAGAAAGGCAGGGUUCUGGCUGUAAAGUACAAGGCCUACCUUCCCCCAAGAGCCUGAACUAGAGAUUAAAUGCUGUCUUUAAUUUGAUUGUUUGAAUUACUUGAGCUUGGGGUACAUUUUGCAGGAGCAUUCAAAAAGAAACUCAAAUGGACAAUCUGUCCAACAGCUUUGAUCAUAUUCCACUGUCAGAACCUGUGUAUUAAUCAAAGGGAAAAUGUCACAUAUAUUUGACAAUUGGGAAAUCUCAAAUAAGUCUCUAACAAAAAGUGUAAAAGUAAAAAACAUGUAUCUAUACACUUUGUAUUUGUCGUAAGAAUUGAGAGUUAUAAAGUUUGGCUAUGCACUCAGAGUUGGAGUUCUGCUGCCUGCCUGGAACCCGACGGUGCAGAUGAAGUAUUGGGUUUUCGUGUCAGGUUCAGGCCAUAUUGUCGUGUGAAGCCACAUGCUUGGCCUGGAUUUAGGUCAGGUCACUUUCAAAUGUAAUUUAUUACUAUGUUUCUGUCUUUCUCUGUCUGACUGUGCUAAUAAUCUGCUCCCAUGUGUGCCAUGUGUUGCAAGUAGAUAUGUGAUGCCCAUUGGCAGGAGGGAAUGAGGGAAGAGUGUGCCCUGCAUUAGCCUGCCAAGCUAACUGUCAGUGAUGGAUGAAAUAAGGCAAAAAUACAGCUUUGGGUCUCAGAUUUGGCAGUGCAGUCACUGUCAGAUCUUAGAGAUGCAGGUAUGGCCCAGGUUCAGGUCUCAGUUUUGAGCCUGUGCAGAACUACUUAGUGCACAAACCUCCAUCAAGGCUGAAUUACAAUCUAAAUGUGUUGUAUAAUAAAAGAUGUUGGAAAAUUCUAAAUCUGUACCUUGAACCACAUCUUCCAAAAAAUACACAAAAUGACGACCUUCAGUCAUACUUUCAUCAGUUCAUGCGAAAAUGGGAAAAUGGUAAGAAAAAAUUCUUCAUUAUGAAUCUUGCAAGACUAAAAAUGUCCUGUUCCUUAAACAACAAUCUGACUUUCCAGCAUUUUUUUAUUGAAAUCUUGAAAGAGUUGUGGAGCUAACCCAGCAAUGUUUUCAGCAGUUUAAACCAAACCUUGUUGGUGAAGAUUAUAGCAGAAGACCACUAUCAUUUAGGGGAAGACUGAAAAUCUAAAAGGAGUAAAAUGCUUUUAUCAUAAGGUUAAUACACAGGUUAAUACAGUGGGAAAGUAUACUGUUACCAAGUGUUUGUCUAGGCAAAGUGAAAAGCUACAUGCUCUGGGGUCCUGAUAAACUGUAGAUAUCUUGAUGCUGUUUGUUUUUAAUGAUCUUCCGUGUUGUCAUCAUGUUGUGUGGUCCUCAUACACAAUCCAAAGAAAUAUUUUUUGUACCAACAUUUUUUUUUAUAAAAACUUGUAUGUAUAAAGAAGAGUUUUUAUGUAAAAUUACUAUUAAAAAACAAAUAUAUC